AUGGCCUGUGUUGCUUUAUCUUCGUUGAUGCGAACAAUAGAGUUGGACUUGCUGAACCCGGGACGAAGUGCCAUAGUUGAGGAUGAAGAACAGGUGAAACAUCUCUACCAAAGUCUUGGCUUUUUGGAAGAAUUCUUGGACAAGUCCAAGGAUAACGUUGCGGUCAAAAAUUUGGAACCUAAAAUCAAAGAUUUAGUGUUCCAAAUAGAAGACAGAAUCGAAAAGGAACUUGAAACAAUAUACGGAGAAACAUACAGUGAGCCCCAACGACAAGAAGCUCAGAGAAGACUCCCCUCGACCUUAUUAAAACAAGGAAUAAGGGACACUGAAGAUUUGAUGGUCGAGAUUAGGAAGAUACUGAACAGCCCUGUCCAAGAUUUUCCAAGUGCAGAGCCUCAAGCUUCGUGUGGUGGGUCAUCAGAACACGCCGCAGCUUCAGUCGUUAUGGAAGGACGUGGUCAGAUAUUUGAAGAGAUAAGGGACCAACUCAUCCGCAGCGGCUCAUCAGGACGAGAAGUAAUUUCCAUUGUCGGGAUGGGAGGUAUUGGGAAGACAACUUUAACAAGAAGGUUGUAUGAAGAUCCAUUGGUUUUGUCACAUUUUGACAUUCUUGGGUGGACUGUUGUUUCCGAAAAACAUGAUGUGAGGAGGAUGUUACUUGACCUCCUUAACAAUAAAGCAGCAAAGAGUGAUGAAGUAACAGAUGGUGAAAUGGCAGAAAAACUAAAGAAAUGUUUGAGCGGCAAGAGGUAUCUAAUUGUUUUGGAUGACAUAUGGAGCACUCGUUCUUGGGAAGGUAUCCAGUUGUGUUUUCCAGAUGACAACUGUGGGAGUCGAAUAUUGUUGACCACUCGACACAAAGAGGUUGCUGAUUCUGCAGAUUCAUCAGGUAACCGUCUUCAUACCUUGGGUUUUCUAAAUAAAGAAGAAAGUUGGGAUUUAUUUUGCAAAAGCUUUCCUGGAAUACAAAGUUUGCCAUUUGAACUUGAAACAAUCGGGAGGAAGGUUGUUGAUAAAUGCCACGGGUUACCACUGGCAAUUGUUGUAGUUGCAGGAGUGUUUCCAAAACUCAACAAAACUGUUGAGGAAUGGCAAAAUUUUGAAAAGCAAACAAAUUCACUAGUUGUAACUACAGAUCUUAGUGAGCAGUGUUCAAGAAUACUCACCCUGAGUUACAACUACUUGCCACUGCAUUUAAAAGCUUGCUUUUUAUAUUUGAGCACCAUCCAAGAAGAUGAAGAAAUUAUAGUUAAAAGACUUAUAAGGUUAUGGAUUGCCGAGGGAUUUGUGGAGUUAAUAAACAGUGAGAACUUGGAAGAGGUGGCUCAUGGGUAUCUACAAGAUCUUGCUGAUAGAAGCUUAAUCCAAAUUCAGAAGCGGCGCUUCAGUGGCAAAAUCAAGACGUGUAGGAUGCACGACAUAGUACAUGACUUUUGUGUGAGGGAGGCAAUAAAAGAGAAGCUGCUGAAUGUUGAUAACAAACAACAUCCCUCCUGCGGCGAACUGCAACAAGAAGGAUGUCGUUGGUUAAAUUUCUGGCCAAAGAAGAUCUUACAACGUGAUGGUCUCCGAGAGUUAAAUAAUAUGUAUGUACCUCGCUCCAUUUUGUAUUUGCAGCAUACAAGUUAUGCAUCAUCAUCAAAAGUUAUUGAGCCAGAUGAUGACCUAAGAUGGGGAGAAGCUGCAAACGCUUUAUUGGUUGAGUCAGCAGCAUUGCACAGAGGAAGUGUUUUCCAGGAUUCCAAAUGUAAGAAAUUUGGGAAUUUUCUGUCAAUCCGAAAGUGA
Molecule: messenger RNA, 1785 nt
Organism: Ipomoea nil (Japanese morning glory)
Lineage: Eukaryota; Viridiplantae; Streptophyta; Magnoliopsida; Solanales; Convolvulaceae
Product: putative late blight resistance protein homolog R1B-16
Exons: 2
Coding region: 1-1785 (594 amino acids)
Biological process (GO): defense response to other organism
Molecular function (GO): ADP binding
Source: RefSeq, a predicted model, not a curated record